AUGUCAGAAUUUAAGGUUAAAACUGGGCUCGCCCAAAUGUUGAAGGGUGGUGUAAUUAUGGACGUUGUCACACCUGAACAGGCCAUUAUCGCAGAAAGAGCAGGUGCCUGUGCUGUUAUGGCACUAGAGUGUAUUCCUGCUGACAUGCGUAAAUCUGGCAAGGUGUGUCGUAUGUCCGAUCCACAUAUGAUCAAAGAAAUCAUGGCUGCAGUGUCAAUUCCAGUUAUGGCAAAAGUCCGUAUCGGACACUUUGUAGAAGCACAAAUUUUGGAGGCCUUACAGGUAGAUUAUAUCGACGAAAGUGAAGUGCUGACCCCAGCUGACUGGGUUCAUCACAUUGAGAAAAACAACUUCAAGAUUCCAUUUGUUUGCGGUGCCAAGGAUUUAGGUGAGGCAUUGAGGAGGAUAAACGAAGGUGCUGCAAUGAUUCGUACCAAAGGUGAAGCCGGUACUGGUGAUGUUUCAGAAGCUGUCAAGCACAUCAACAAGAUCAGGGGAGAGAUUCAGCAGUAUAAAGAGGCUUUGAAAGAGGAGUCCGAUUUUGAAGCAAAGGCCGCAGAAUUAAGGGUCCCAGUCGAGUUAUUGAAGACUACACUGGCAAAUGGAACGCUUCCCGUAGUUAAUUUCGCUGCUGGUGGGGUUGCUACUCCAGCAGACGCUGCUUUAUUGAUGCAAUUGGGUUGUGAGGGUGUUUUCGUUGGCUCGGGUAUAUUCAAGUCAUCAGAUCCUGAGAAGUUAGCUUGUGCCAUUGUUGAAGCCACAACUCACUACGACAACCCAGCAAAACUAUUACAAGUGUCCAGCGAUUUGGGUGAUCUGAUGGGUGGUAUUUCCAUCCAAUCAAUCAAUGAAGCAGCCGGUAAAAAUGGCACAAGACUUUCUGAAAUCGGAUGGUGA
Molecule: messenger RNA, 897 nt
Organism: Saccharomyces kudriavzevii IFO 1802
Lineage: Eukaryota; Fungi; Ascomycota; Saccharomycetes; Saccharomycetales; Saccharomycetaceae
Product: pyridoxal 5'-phosphate synthase subunit PdxS
Exons: 1
Coding region: 1-897 (298 amino acids)
Biological process (GO): pyridoxine biosynthetic process; amino acid metabolic process; pyridoxal 5'-phosphate biosynthetic process
Molecular function (GO): amine-lyase activity
Source: RefSeq, a predicted model, not a curated record